This is a messenger RNA of Lymnaea stagnalis (great pond snail), 7849 nucleotides long. The record is from the annotation of a GenBank genome assembly. NCBI's taxonomy places the organism in Eukaryota, Metazoa, Mollusca, Gastropoda, Lymnaeidae.
GCACAACGGACCGAGUCUGCAGCCGCCACAUAAAAGUUGGGUGCGCGUAGUUGGGAACUAGACCAGUCGCUUAUACGUGACGCGCAAACUACUGUCAUUUUACAAUUCAAAGUGCCUAUUGGAUUUUUACUACGGUCUUGUGUGGUGUACAUACUGUAAACAUUCACUACUACCAAAAGAACGAUUGGAUAACUUUGUGCGUUCCGUAAAAUUUCUUGGGAUUUACUGAAGACAAUCAAGAUUUGUAUCUGGCGAAUAUUAAUUGAUCGCUUGGACUUGCAGCUAUUUUAUUCCUUCACGCGAUUUUUAAAACGGAAUUCCCGUGCCUAGUGGAUUAUAGAACUGUCGUGGGCAAGUGGAUAGCUACCAUCAUGAACGUGUUCAGCAGAUCCCUGGUGAACAAUCUCUUCUCGUGCUCCUCGGUUAGCGAGCCCCACGACCAGCACAACUGCCAACAGCAGAUGCUGCAACAGCAGCUCUUACAGCAGCAGAACCUCGCCAACAACAACGUCAACCUCAACCAGACGUACCAUAAUAUACCGAACCAACAUGGAGUCAAAAGUAAGUUUUACAUUGCGAUAGAACAUCAUGUAUUUGUCAUUACAAAUUUGUAGUUUCAGAAGUACCCUUUUGUGUGUAGUUGUAAAUUUCACAUCAUAUUAUUACUAAUUGCUUUGAGUUAUAGGCUGUAUAUUAAUGUAAAUAUAAUAAUCGGCUUUCUUGAUGCCUUUCGAAGUGAAGUUUCUUAGUUAACCACUUUAGGUAUCAUGUAGGCAAUCAAUCAAUGUAGUUCAGUUUCAAACUAUUUUAUUAUUAUCUAGGCUAUAUUAACUAUAUAUAGGAUUUCAUGCUCAUUACUAUUUAAAACAGCAUUUUAAAUAAUACGUACAAUUGGGAAAUUAAAUUUUCCACAUUAAAAAAAAUAAUUUUUUUUAAAUUUUAUCUUCUGUUAAUUUUUUUUUAAAUUUGUAAUUUUCAUUCAUUUACACUUUUUAAAGUUUAAGAUUGGCUUUCCGUGCCGUAUUUAUGAAAUUUAUUAUUAUCGGAAUAAGUUGAACAUUUAAACGGACGAAGUUUUUUCCCCCGUAGCUUCGCUUAACUAAAAUAUAUUAAUAUAUUUAAUUGGCAUUUGGGCUGAAUUGUAGAGUUAUUCAACAUGGCAUCCCUUUCCGCUAUUUCAGCUUACAGAGAAAAAGAAAUUGUGGAUACAUAUUACAAAGUGACCGGACAUUUGGGAGCUGGUGGCUUCGGAACAGUUUACUCCGGUGUUAGGAAGCGAGAUGACCUACAGGUGAGAACUGAGAGGGUGACGUGUGUGGGGGGGGGGGGGGGUUUGCUAUAAUGACAUUAUUAUUGAAGCAAUUAAAAAAUGUAAAAUGAGUACAUUUGGCAAACUUUAAGAAAAAAAUUUCUUUUUUUUUUUUUCAACAGGUUGCCUUUAAAUAUUUGGGAGCUGGUGGCUUCGGAACAGUUUACUCCGGUGUUAGGAAGCGAGAUGACCUACAGGUGAGAACUGAGAGGGUGACGUGUGUGGGGGGGGGGGGGGUUUGCUAUAAUGACAUUAUUAUUGAAGCAAUUAAAAAAUGUAAAAUGAGUACAUUUGGCAAACUUUAAGUAAAAAAUUUCUUUCUUUUUUUUUCAACAGGUUGCCAUUAAAGUAAUCAACAAAAAGAAAGUCUCAUCUUGGUAUGAUCAGGUAAGCUGGACAAAUUAUUAGAAAUUUUCUGUUGGGAACUUAAACUUUCUCACCAAGUUGUUUUUUCUUUUUCUUGAUAAUAAUUAUUUAUUUUUUUUUGUGUUGUCUCUGAAAUAUAAGUUCAUGGCAUUUGGUUGCUUAUUUAAUGUUGGGGUUUUCUCAUUUUAAUGACGGACUGCGGGACAUACUCGUAAGUGAAGCCUCAAGUGUUCAAUAUUUUAUGACGUAUUAGGUUCUCCCUAUGACGUCGAAGCAAUGCGGUGUUAUUGUUAUGAUAUGCGUCAAUAUUUGGGUGGCCUCCCCUCCCGGACUGAGUACAGAAGGGAGGGAACUGGGGCGGUGCUGUUUUGACUGGAAUGGCUGGGGACUAUCGAUCCCACUAGGCCAAGCUUGGCCCAGAUUGUAAUUGUAGUGACGUUGUGUUGUUGUCGCCUUGCCAGUCCCUGUGUUGGGGCUCUCCCCUUUCUUCAGAUAACCAUUUGUUUUUUCUUUUAAUGUAGCUUUCGUGUUUUAGUUGAGUUUUUUUUCAAUGUGUUAAGGCCCUGGUUUAAACCACUAAGUGUAUGUUAAAAUAGCUUUGUAAUUUAGUGCGUCCUGGGCUGUGUUGUCAGUAUGUAGUAGGAGUAGGCGUAAUCCAAUAACAUAUGCCGCAGCCAGCUAAACCAGUUGGUCUCGCCCACGCGGCCGUCUCGUCUCGGGUGUACCCGACUCCAUAUCUCGCGUAGACAUGCAUUACGUAACGACGCAUUUGGGGCUCUCGUCUGAAAACCCCCACUCUUUCUGGUACCAUACUCACUCGAGGUGCGAGCAGUGGUCCUGGCCGUGUAUUGAUCUAGUCGAUCGAUAGUUUCACCUCCCGCUCAGUAACCGCGCCAAAAACGCAAUGGUUUGUAGUAUUUAUAGUACCCUAGCCUUUCACACGUAGAUGGGCGCGCAAAGGUUAGCUCCUGGCUCGGCUAGACCAGGUCUUCUGGAGUUUGGGGGGGGGGGUAAGAAGAAAACAGGGAAGCGCGAAUCAACUAACCAAACCCUCAGACAACACCUCCCUUAUUUUAAAAGUUGUAAGACGGCUCGGGGAGGGCAGAAGAUGAAAUCACGAGGAUGGAAUGCGAGGCUUGUCGGCUGAGUUUUGCUUGCACACACACACCCCCCCCCCCCCCCCCCUUUUUUCUCCUUCGUCAAACUUAGGGAUCUUGUUUGGAAGUAACGGGAGCGGGAAGAUGAUGGUAGGGGAGGGCAUUCAACGGAGUCGUCUUAAGUGGGUCAAAUGGGCUGGGGCUAUAAUAGCGCCCCCCCCCUUUUCCCUCAAAGGGGGGGGGGGACAAUGACAAGGUUGUGGUUCACACGAGGUUGGGGUGAUUUUUGUGUCCAUUCUGAGUUCAAGGUUAAAUAGUAGAAAAUGUUCGCAUUGGUUGAGUUUUAAUCACACAAUCCUCGACUGCUUUAAUGGGUUUGGCGUUUCUUAUUUGUGACACGAAAGUUGAUUCGAAGUUUUGCUGAUACUUCGUCACUUUGGUUCUGCUUUUACCACGUAGCAACGUCAAUCGUUUUGGCGUGAAACAAGCUGGACGGCCAAAAUGUUGUGCCCAUGUUUUGACGCGAUCCAGACGGCCACUCCUCGAGAGAGAGAGAGAGAGAGAGAGAGGGGUUGGGGGAUUGGGGAGGGGCGUGUUACGUCUCAAGGGCCGGAGAAGAAUGAACCGGGGGGGGGUGUUAAAGAAAUAUCUCCCGUCGGCAUACCAGCCUCGGCUUGGUUUGUCCCACUUUAGGGGCACCUCGUGCCUGAUACUGGCGCGUACCGUAGAGAGGUCACGGGAAAGUUGUUGAAGAGCUGGCGGACGUUAACUCCUGCGUCACGAGUUACGGUUCUUCCUGCCUGAUACUAAAUUUGGUAGAGCGCGGGAUUUCUUGUGGGGCCUUGUUGUUUUGUUUACGUUUUCUUUCUUAUCGGCGUACUGCAUCUUAACUACAUUGUUAAUUGGGAGUCAUCGCCUGCUAGCAAAACGUUGGUGAACAAAGAGUUUGAUCAACGGGCUUACGGUGCCCCUUCUUUCCUUUCUUUAUUUUUACGAGUGGCGUAUUUCGAGUGGGUUUGCUUUAAUCAAGCGGUCAAAGUUCUACGGCCCACGUGACGCUUGUUUCAUUGUCAGCCAUAGAUAACUCUUGCGCUUAUCAGACUCUGAUUAUCUCCCGUGUGUAGUUGUACCUGGUGCGUCCAGUACGUAAUUACAAAUGCUUGUUGAUGGGCCAAAGGUCAUCCAUCUCACUUUCCAGCUUUAUUAUUAUUUAUUUAAAUUAUAUCUGUUCUCACACUGUUGAUAAUAAAUGUGUCUUUUUUUUUUUUUUCUAGGCUAAUGGAAUGCAGAUCCCAUUGGAACUACAUCUUCUACAUCGGGUCCAACAUGUUAGUGGCGUCAUUAAGCUUUUAGACUCAUUCGAGACAACAGACAGUUUUGUCAUUGUCAUGGAGCGCCCAGAAAACGUCCAGGAUCUCUUUGAUUACAUUACAGAGCGAGGACCCCUGCACGAGGUCGAGGCUCGCGUGUUCUUCAUGCAGAUCGUUCAGAUGGUCCAGCAGAUCGAGAAACUCGGAGUCCUCCACAGAGACAUCAAGGAUGAGAACAUUCUGGUGGAUUUAAAGACAAAUCAACUCAGACUCAUCGACUUUGGCUCUGGAACCAUCCUUAGGGACUCAGACUAUGAUGAUUUUGAUGGUGAGUACAAUUGAUUGAGAUGUCAUUAGUAUAGAUUGAUUUUGUUCUGGGCACGGUUGAUAAACUUAUCUUUCUUUAGAUGUCUGUCUCUUUUUAUCUGGCUUGAUACCCAUCAGCAGCCAUUUGGUGUAAAAGUUUAGCUUUAAAAAAGAAAAAAAAAAUUGUGUAGUCUUUACUUUUAAAAGAAAUAAAGAAAUCUUCCAAGCUGAAACCACCAGAGCAGCAAAUAAUUGAACUGUUUCAAGUUGUUUUUGUGGAGUCAUUUAAAACUGUUUGAAUUUGAAAUCAAUAAUGUCUGCAAACACACAGGGGGUAAAUCGCGGCCUUUCUGGCUAUUUUGCCAUGCAGUAAUUGUGCAAGCUGCUCCUAAUAGUGCAAUUUAGUGGUGAUUUGGGAUAAUUUGGUGCCAGCAUUUGAUGCUAGCGUGGCACUGUAUAUGAACCCACGUCAGUUGCCUACUCUUGGUGAUUUCAAAACACAAGGGGGUCACCACAAAGUGACAGUCAUGCUGGUCCCAUCUCCUCCCCCCCCCCUCCUCCUCUUUCCCCCUCUAAAUUUGUAUCUAUCAAGAAAUGAUAAAUACCAGACAUGACACCCUUGGCUGAAACUAGAAGCCAAUCUUCGUAACCAGUCUUGGUGUAUUUAAAUAGUCUAGGGUCUUGUGAGGGAAGCAAUUUUCUGUGUGAUUUGGGGAUGGGUAGGGUUAGUGGUGGUGUGUAUCAUGGCCUGGCCUAUUAUAAUGCUGUUUGUAAUGCCUGUCAUUAAAGCACUUGGAGGUCUCACUUAAAGUUUCUAUUCCUGGUGUCUUUAAAGUAAAAUAAAAAAUUAAAUCAUUGCAAAACUGUUGCUUUAUGGCAAAACGUUCUUCAGUUAGUCACUAAGCUGUUGUCAAUUAUGCUAUUUAAAAUAGGCAAGUGUACACACUGCACUGAUUUUGGGUGUCUCGAUUUAGAAAAGGUUAAAUUUGGGGAAAUUUUGAGGGAGAAGAAAAACAAACAAACAAAGUCUUCCAUAGUCGAUUUUCCGAGAUAAAUAUUGUUGACGUGAGUGGUCUUCUUAGUGCGUCACAGCAAGGUGAGGGAUAAACACAGACGGUGACGAAGUGUCUGGCGACUUAAGGAUCAAUGGUCUAACGUUAUAUCCGUAACAGAAUUAACUUUUCUUUGCGGGUUUUCACCUUUUAGUGUAGGGAGAUGUCCACGACAGGGUGCAUUGUGUCCUGUGGGGGUUUACAUAAACUCCUCCCUCCAGCGCGCGCGCGCCGCCCAUCCGUCUAGCAGAGGUGAGCGCAUACCUGUGAAUUGUGACGUCAGGGCUGCAGUGACUCAUACCUGUGUCUGGAAAAACCAGAACGCAAAAAUGCAAUGGUGAAUGUCAGCGUCCUGGCGCAGUAGCUUUGAGCUGAGACUUGCAGAAGUGAAAUAUAUCCAUACAUAUUUAUAGAUUUGAUUGUCUUGAAGGAAGGACUAAAUUAGAUACGAAUAGUACAUGGGUGUUGAUAGGGUGAACUCAACAGUUUUACUUUGACAGAAAACAAAGACGUGUGGGCAGGACUUUUUUUCCACCAUUUGCCUCCGCCUGCCUUACUUGUGCGUGCCGGGUAGGAAUGUUGCCAACUUCUGUCCAUGUGGGGGUUGGGGGGAGGGUGGUAUAGUUAGGUGUAUUUAUAAACCUCAGAUAAUUUUUAAAAAAAGAGGGGGGGGGGCGUCUUUGUGUUCUCCUUGCAUGAGCUCUGAAAUGGUAUUAUGCUUUUUCCCUCUUGUAACGUCUGGUCCCACUAGUAACAAUGUUACCAUUUAGUUCUUCCCCUUCUUCCCCCCUGUGGUUUUAAUCCCUAAGAUGUGGUCCCCGCCUGUCUCUAAGUGAGUCUUUAAUCAAAUUAUUGGAAGCUGAAAUUUGAAUUUCGUUUUCAAUAUACUUGUUGGUUUCAUGCACACACAUCUUUGUCACCGCGCUCAUUUUGAAAAGCUGAUCUUGGGUCUUUCGUUUUCUUGAAUAUUUUGCAGCGGUCUACUGUUAUUUUUUUAGUAAUAACUCGAAUUAAUUGAAUGAAAUUUGUCUUCCCCAGGUACACGUGUAUACAGCCCACCUGAGUGGAUCUCAAAUCGUUUGUACAAUGGUCGCCGGGCAACUGUUUGGUCCCUGGGCAUUCUGCUGUUUGACCUCGUCAAUGGUGAUAUUCCAUUUGAACAGGAUGAGCAGAUCAAAGCUGCCCAGCUCCAUUACAAAGCUCCACUCACCCCUGGUAAGCACAAUUAAAACUCUUGACCAAUGGUUCUUUUUAUUUCUCAUUUUUUAAAUGCAAAAAAAAAUAUUUUUUAUAUCAUUAUGUUAAAGUAGAGUUGUUUAAUAGUUAUUGAUUUUAUUUUUAAACGUUACUUUCAGCUUGCAAAGACUUGAUACAGAAAUGCCUUUCCAUCGACCCUCAACAACGGCCAUCAUUGGAGCAGAUCAUAUCACAUCCAUGGAUGAGCAAGGUUCCUGCUCCCAUUCCCAUCCCAGAGAACCGCAAGAGGACAACAGCCUCCGGAAAAGUUGUUGAUGUUGCCCUGCUAGGCAGUAAUGAGUCUCUUUGAUCAUCAAUUCUCACGACUAGGUUAUCAAAUUGACUUCAGACAUAGAUGGGAAAUGUGGCCGUGAUGUUGGGCCUCAUCCUGGUAGAUGCCCCGUCUACCCAGCAGAUCCGGGCCGGGCCCCAGCUGUUGGGAUUUUAACCCUUGAUGACCUGAGCUCAGUUGCAGCCAGUGGCCAGCCUGCGGUCUCCCAAUGCUUGCACCGUGCCUGAAGCUAAGCCAACUACGUGUGCAUGGAUUCUAUGGAUAAACUGAACCAACUUGAUCCACGGAUACCUGAUGAGCACGUUCUUACCUUAACUUCUGGUGUUUUUUCAAGCGGGUGCACCCAAAACUUUCACAGCAUGUGCAAUUACUCUUUGAGGAGCUGUCGUCCUGAUAGACAUGUGAUAAAACUUUACAUGUGGCACUCUUUGAUUGGUUGCCUGUUCUGGUGGUGGUAGACUGUUUUUUUUUUUGUUUUUUUUUUAUUGAGAACUUUAAAGAUGUGGACAUUCAGGACAGAGACAUCUUUUGUUGUGCUUUGGAGAGAUGUUGUCAGGAGGAUUUGUGUAGCGAUAAAUUAUAUUUUUUUAAAAAUGUUAUUGUGUGUACCACUGAACAUACUGUGCAUGGUGAAUGCAUAAUUGUAAAAGUAAGACUUAUAAGACAAACUCUGCAGUAUUAUAUACCCAUCUUCACAGCCAUCUUCAAUGACUAAAUCCUGGUGACAUUUUUACUUGUAUAUACUCAAAGCUGUUUUAGGUGUAUAUUUUUUUGUGGGUCUUUUAAACAUCUCCCCCUCACACCCAUGAAUUUUACUGGGAAGUUUAAGUAAAUCUAUGCAGUGUUUGUGGUUUUUUUUUAGUGAGGCAUUUUGGAUGGGU